AUGGGUAUAGCAGGAAAGUUCAUUCAACAGCUUGUUGUGUUUGACAUUUGUGUAACGCUGAUUCUAAAUUAUGGCAUUGUGUUCAGUUCCGGAGUUGGUGAUGGGAAAAUCAAAUGCCUCGAGAAGGAGAAAGAAGCUCUUCUCAGUUUCAAACGGGAGUUGUUGGACGUCCAUGGACGACUUUCUUCUUGCGGAAAUGAAGGAUUUAAUCAAGAUUGUUGCACACAGCGAGGUGUCCGUUGUGAUAAUCAAAUUGGUAAUGUCAUCGGACUUGACCUCAGUCGCCCCUUUGGAGCCUUUGCAAAUUAUGCAGUUGAGCCAUUGGUUGGAGGCAUACCAGAAUUUGUUAGUUCUCUGAGUCAGUUGGAGUACUUAAACUUAUCUUGUAUUGGUAGUGAUUUUACAAAAAUUCCUCCUCAUAUUGGCAACCUUUCCAAUUUAAACACCCUUGAUUUGAGCUAUAAUGAUUACCUAUUUGUGAAUAACCUCAAGUGGCUUUUUCAUCUGCGUCAAUUGAGAUGUCUUGCCAUUAAUUGGGCUGAUCUAAAUGGUGUUAUACUAGAUGCGUUAGGGAACAUGUUAUCCCUAGCUCGUCUAAAUCUUUCUAUCAAUUAUUUCCAAGGUCCCAUUCCUGAUGUUUUAUGGAAUAUGAAAUCCCUGCAACACCUUGAUCUGUCUGGCAAUGCAUGCGGAAGUGGUUUUUCCAGCUGCUUCGGGAAAAUUAGUAAUUUGAAGUCGUUGCGAGUAUCUUUUUGUAGCUUGGAUGUACAGCUAUCUCAGAUAAUGAAAAACUUGUCAUGCAUGACAGAUUCUCUAGAAUACCUGAACCUAGAAAGGAAUCAUAUUGGCGGUUCAUUGCCUGAUGUUCUAGCAAACUUUUCACCUCAUUCAUCUAACCCUUUGGAAUUUGGGGGAACAUUCCUAGUUGGUUCUAGGACCAGCUGCCUGAAUUUUGAUUCCUUAGGAUACCUUGACCUGUCAGAUAACUUGUUAUAUGAAGAGCUUCCCAGUUGUUGGACACUUAGAAGUCUAACACAUCUCAAUUUAGCCAAUAAUAAUUUUUCGAGGAAGAUACCUAAUGCUAUGAGAUCAUUGGAGAUGUUGGAAAUGCUGCACCUAUGA
Messenger RNA from Lycium ferocissimum, 1122 nucleotides. Its product is annotated as receptor-like protein EIX1. Bases 1 to 1122 code for a protein of 373 amino acids. NCBI's taxonomy places the organism in Eukaryota, Viridiplantae, Streptophyta, Magnoliopsida, Solanales, Solanaceae. The record is from RefSeq and is a predicted model, not a curated record. Gene Ontology annotation, molecular function: protein binding. The transcript is spliced from 5 exons.